UCUGAAAGCACUACACCCGUCUUUUCCUCCCCAAAGAGCUCCUCUCCCUGGAGGACCAAGCUUUUGUGUGUUCUUAAAAAAAAGAAGGGUGUCAUCUCCAAAACCACCUUUAGAACCCAGCUCUGGCUUGGAGAGGUUGCAGCACAACCCAUGGACCACGCUCCUGUGCUCAUCUCUCAGGUGUUCGUCUCAGUGCUGGGAAGUCCCCUGAAUCAGUCCGCCUGGCCCCGGGUGGUCGGUCAGGACAUUUGCAGGCACCUUGAGCAUCUGUGCAGUGAAGCAGUCACACUGAGAGGGCGAGCACAAGGACGAACUCUACUGCCCCUGCCGCUGUGUGUGGAGAGAAAAGAUGAGCACCAGCUCAGAUCGGAUUUCUGUCUGAUUGACAGGGCGUUAUUGUACUCCAUUGAGACCAUGGUGAUCCAGUGGUGUGGACUGAUGGGCUCUGUGCUGCAGCGGGACUCGUCUAAGCUCCUGCACCAGGGGGACCACCCAGGCCCCACGGUGGAGCUCAGUUUCUGGACUAAACAGAAAGAAAACUUAUUAGGGAUCCAGAAACAGCUGCAGAACCCAAAAGUUGAUCAGGUGCUGGAAAUUCUGCUGAGGAUCAAGAGCAGUUACUAUGAUUCCUUUUAUGGCAUUAUUCAAAAAGUCAACCAUGCGGUGAUGGAGGCAGAAGACAUAGACCUACACUUGAGGAACUUACGGCGGCCCAUAGCUGCGUUCGAGGAGCGGAGCUUCACUGAUCUGGAGCCUCUGAUCCCCGCUCUGUUUCACACACUUGCUCUCAUCUGGACACACUCUCACUUCUACUGCCGCCCACCACGCAUCGUCACGCUACUCACAGAGUUCUGCAACCUACUCAUUGACAAGGCGUCUGUGUAUCUAAUUCCUGAGGAGCUCUUCAAAAUGGAGUUAGAGGAGGGUAUGGACCGGGUUCGGAAGGCCAUCCAGGUGUUUUGGACAUUCAAGCGGAAUUUCCAGCAGCACAGAGACAAACUGACACCCACUGGACCAUAUGGCCGUCCAGGACUUGCGGUCAAACCAUGGGACUUUCCCUCUGAGCUUGUGUUUCACCGCACUGACUGCAUCAUGGAGAGACUGCGCAUGAUUGAGGAGUUGUUUGCCUCAGCUCUGGACUUUCUAAAGCUGGAACGGAUUGAGCUGGGCGGCUCUAGAGGAAAGAUUCUCAGUGAUAUGGUGUACAGCAUGAAUGACGAGUUCAUGGACAGCUGGAGAACUUUGAGAGAGAGCAAAUAUGAUCCACUUGACUACAACAACAAGGAGUUUGUGUGUGACUAUAAUCGAUUCAUGGAACAGAACAGAGAUUUUGACCAAAGGCUGGGAACAGUAAUAAACUUGGCCUUCCAACACUCCCCAGGCUUAGAGUCUGCUUUUAAGCUCCUACAGAUCUUUGGUACUCUGUUGGAGAGGCAGAGGGUUCACCAGCUUUUUGCUCCAAACUACUCUCAGCUGCUGGUCAUGUUCCAGGAGGAGGUCAACCUCUGUCAGCACAUGCUGGAAACCCACAGAGAGAAGAUGAGGAACGGCUGUCCUGUCCUUGGUAAAAACAUGCCAGCCGUUGCUGGUAACCUGAAAUGGUCUCAAGAACUCAGAGAACGGAUCCUGUCAAACCGCAGUAACCUCAGCCAGCUUACACAUAUGCCAUUAGACAGUCCUGAGGCACAACAGGUGUUGCAGGUGUGUGAGUGUGUAUUGGAGGUUCUGGAUCAAAUGGAUGAAGAAGUCUACACUAAUUGGAGUGUUGAUUUAGAUGAGUUGUGCCACACACAUCUGAAUGAACCACUGCUGAUAUUGGAUGAGGAGAGCAGCUUUUACUGCGUGAACUUUAACCCUGCUUUGACAUCUGUUUUGAGGGAAGUUAAGUAUCUUGGAAUUCUGAAGAACCACAACAUUCCCAAGGCUGCUGUGAGUCUGUACUCUAAAUGGGAAAUGCUUCACAUGUACACCAGUACUCUGUUCCAGAUCACUCAGUGGUAUAAUAAACUGCAUAGCACAAUCCUGGCUGUUGAGCUGCGUUUGGUAGAGUCGGAGCUGGAGGAAGUGAGGUGUACCUUAAUGCCAGCGUUAAAGGAACUGCGGUGGAGUGAUGAGCAGCUCGCUGACUACAUCAAGAGCACACGUGAUUUGGUGCGUGGUGUGUCGGAGCGUGUGCAGAAGAGCAAGGCUAACUUGGAGAAACUGCAGGGGCUGAUGGGAGUUUUCAGUCACUCUGCCUGCAUUACGCGUAGGACUAAUCGUCGUGGCAAUCUACUCAACCUCACAGACGUAGAGGAGAACUUCAAGCGGCAGUACGCUCUCGUCUCUCGCACGGGAGAGAAGAUACUUGAGCUUGUGCAGGAGAAUGCUGAGCUGCUUGGUGCUGAUUUGGACUCAGAUGCUUGGCAGUCCUACACAGAACAUGUGGACAGAAACAUUCUUACUGGGUUCUGCAGUGCUGUGCGAUGUUCCCUGCAGUACUUGGUUGAGAACACGGACCCGGCGCUCCACAUCGAUCCUCUGUUCGAAGUUCAGCUGACCUUGACCUCUGACAUGACCUUUUACCCCUCGCUCAACCUCUCCAAGAAGGGCAACUUCUAUGAUAUCAUUGACCAGAUGGUGUCAGAUAUUUUUAAAAUGGCUUCUUUCAUGAAAAGAGUGGCCAAGAGCAAACAAUCUGAGACUUACAAGGCGGAUGUAGAUCAGAUACCUGAGCUAGUGGAGUUAGCUCAGCUGGUGCGACACCGUGCACGCGGGGCCAUUGCUAAGGUCAAAGAAUUCCAACAUUCCUUCGAUUCCUAUCGUUACCUCUGGACUGGAGACAGGGUGGAGUUUAUGAGGCAGUUUCUGCUCUAUGGACACGCCCUCUCUGCAGAGGAGGCGGAGCUUUAUGCAGAUUAUGAACUGCCCAAGAAUCCACCCAAACUGCAGAACUUCAGAGAGCAGAUCAGUGAGUUUGAGGAACUUUACGAGAAGGUGCGCGUAUUAGAGGAGAAAAGAGUAUUCUGUGGCUGGUGUCAGGUGGACAUAAAACCUUUUAAAAUAUCGCUGAUGAACAUCAUUAAAAAAUGGAGCUGGAUGUUUAAGGAACACUUACUGAACCAUGUUAAUGCCAGUGUGCAAGAGUUAGGAUCAUUUAUUGAGAAUACAGAGAUUGGGUUAGCAAAGACUGUAACCGAUGGGGAUUAUGGCAAACUGGUGGACAUCAUGGGCCACUUGAUGGCCAUCAGAGACCGCCAGGGGAGUACAGAGCAGCAUUUCAAACCUCUCAAAGCUACCUCGAACCUGCUCAAAACCUACAACCAGCAGCUUCCUGAGCAUGUUUACAUACUGUUGGAGUCCCUGCCGGAGAAAUGGAAGAAUCUUAAGAAGGUGGCAUUUACAGUAAAACAUGAGGUUGCUCCUCUCCAGUCCAAUGAAGUUGCUGUAAUCCGCAGGAAGUGUGUUCGGUUUGAGGUUAAACAGCAUGAAUUCAGGGAACAAUUCCGCACUGAGCCCAUAUUCUUUAUCAGCCUGGAGGAGCCAUACAAACUCAUCGACAAGACAAAUCGUGCGGUGGCUCAUUUGGAGAGUGAGAUGUCUAAGCUUCAACAAACAGCCAAUCUGUUCGAGGUCAGUUUCCCUGACUACAAACAACUUCGACAGUGUCGGUCAGACAUCAUCCUGGUUAAAGCAGUCUGGGAUAUGGUUAUGUUUGUCAAGUCCUGCAUCUCAGACUGGACUAAGACUCCAUGGAAGGAGAUCAAUGUGGAACAGAUGGAUAUGGAGCUCAGAAGGUUUGCUAAGGAGAUGAAGACUCUGGAUAAAGAUGUGCGUGCGUGGGAUGUCUAUAACGGCCUGGAAUCCAUUGUUAAGAAUUUGUUGACAUCACUGAGAGCUGUCAAUGAACUUCAAAACUCUGCUGUCCGAGAGAGACACUGGCAACAGCUCAUGCACACAACGGGGGUGAGUUUUGUGAUGGAUGAGAACACCACACUUGGUGAUCUCUUAGAGCUGCAGCUCCACCGUGUGGAGGAAGAAGUGAAGAACAUUGUGGACAAAGCAGUCAAAGAGAUGGGAAUUGAAAAGAUUCUGGGUGAGAUCCAGCAGACGUGGUCCAUGAUGUCUCUGUCGUAUGAGACGCACACAAGUACUGGAACACCUCUGCUCAAAGCUAAUGAGAACCUGAUUGAAACCCUGGAGGACAACCAGGUUCAGUUGCAGAAUAUUCUCAUGAGUAAGUAUGUGGAGUAUUUCAUAGUCGAGGUGAGCGGCUGGCAGCGGAAGCUGGUGGUGGCUGAUCUGGUCAUUGGUACGUGGUUGGCGGUUCAGCGCACAUGGGCUCACCUCCAAAGUAUUUUCACCAACUCUGAGGACAUCCGGAACCAGCUGGCCCAUGACGCAGAGCGGUUUCAGGGCAUCCACCAGGACUUCCAGGGUUUAAUGAUCACAGUUGUGGAGACCAAUAAUGUGAUAAAAGUCACUAACCAGCCAGGCUUCUUGGAGCAACUUGAGACUCUUCAGCAAAGAUUGUCUAUGUGCGAGAAGGCUCUGGCUGAGUAUUUGGAGACAAAGCGUUUGACAUUUCCACGCUUUUACUUUGUCUCGGCUAGUGACUUGCUGGAAAUAGUUUCUAAGGGAACUCAGCCUAGACAGGUGACACGACACCUGCUGAAGCUUUUUGACAAUCUGGCUGACCUCCGCUUCAAAGAGGAUGAUGAUGGAGCCACUGAUCCCAAAACAACUGUUGCCUUGGGAAUGUACAGUAGAGAGGGAGAAUAUGUGCCCUUCUCACAACCCUGUGUGUGUGAAGGACAGGCCGAGUGUUGGCUGAGUACUCUAGAGAAGGCCAUGCGCUCCACUGUUCGCCAGGAGAUCUCUGAAGCUGUGGCAGCAUAUGAAGACAAGCCACGAGAUCAGUGGCUGUUUGACUACCCGGCACAGGUCGCACUGACUGGCAGUCAAAUUUGGUGGGCGAUAGAUGUGGGCAUUGCCUUUGAGAGGGUGGAGGAAGGUUUUGAGACUGCCCUGAAAGACUACAACCGAAAACAGAUCGGUCAGCUGCACUCUCUGAUACACAUGUUACUGGGUGACCUUACCCCUGGAGACCGACAAAAGAUCAUGACCAUCUGCACUAUUGAUGUCCACGCUCGUGAUGUAGUCGCUAAACUCGUAUCUCAGAAGGUGACCAGUGGACAGGCUUUUGCGUGGCUGUCACAGUUACGGCACCGAUGGGAUGAGCAGCAGAAGCACUGUUACAUCAACAUAUGUGACGCACAGUUUCAGUUCUCGUACGAGUAUCUGGGGAAUACCAACAGACUGGUCAUAACACCACUUACUGACCGAUGUUACAUCACUCUGACUCAGUCUCUGCACCUCACCAUGAGUGGCGCCACCUCUGGUCCUGCCGGAACUGGGAAGACAGAAACCACCAAAGACCUUGGCCGAUCGCUCGGCAUUAUGGUCUAUGUGUUCAACUGCUCCGAGCAAAUGGACUACAAGUCCAUAGGGAAUAUCUAUAAAGGUUUGGCCCAGACGGGAGUGUGGGGUUGCUUUGAUGAGUUUAACAGGAUCUCUGUGGAGGUUCUGUCUGUGGUUGCUGUGCAGGUGAAAACCAUUCAGGAUGCAGUUCGCAACAAGAAACAGAGGUUCCACUUCCUGGGGGAGGAGAUUGAGUUAAGGCAAACAGUUGGGAUCUUCAUCACUCUGAACCCUGGAUAUGCAGGGAGGACUGAACUACCAGAAAACCUUAAAGCACUUUUCAGGCCAUGUGCGAUGGUGAUUCCUGAUUAUGAGUUAAUCUGUGAGAUCAUGUUGGUGGCUGAAGGUUUUAUAGAAGCACGUCUGCUCGCACGCAAGUUCAUCAGCCUCUAUACACUCUGCAAAGAGCUGCUCUCCAAACAGGAUCAUUAUGACUGGGGCUUGAGGGCCAUAAAGUCAGUCUUGGUUGUUGCUGGGUCACUGAAGAGGGAGGAGAGGAGCCGUCCUGAAGAGCAGGUUCUGAUGCGUGCUCUGCGAGACUUUAACCUGCCAAAGGUGGUGACGAGUGAUGUGCCAAUAUUUUUGGGACUUAUAAGUGAUCUCUUUCCUCUUCUGGAUAUCCCACGCAAGAGAGACAAUGAGCUUGAGCAGAACGUACGCCAGUCAGUUGCUGAACUCCACCUGCAGCCAGAGGAGAACUUCAUACUCAAGGUGACCCAGCUGGAGGAGCUGUUGGCGGUGAGACACUCUGUUUUUGUAGUAGGUGGACCUGGAACAGGAAAAAGUCAGAUUCUGAAGACACUGCAUAAGACCUAUUCUAACAUGAAACUGAAGCCCAUCUGGACUGACAUCAACCCUAAAGCUGUCACCACCGAUGAGCUGUUUGGCUUUCUGCACCCAGCUACACGGGAGUGGAAAGAUGGUCUGUUUUCUUCCACUAUGAGAGAACUCUCUGCCAUAUCACAUGAUGGACCGAAGUGGAUUGUUCUAGAUGGAGACAUCGACCCCAUGUGGAUUGAAUCACUGAAUACUGUCAUGGAUGAUAAUAAGGUGCUAACCUUGGCCAGUAAUGAGCGGAUAUCACUGACCCCCUCCAUGCGUUUGCUGUUUGAGAUCAGCCACCUGAAGGCUGCAACACCGGCUACAGUAUCUAGGGCUGGAAUUCUUUACGUGAACCCUCAGGAUCUGGGCUGGAGUUCGUUUGUGACAAGCUGGAUAGACACCCGUCAGGCCCAAUCUGAGCGAGCAAAUCUCACUAUAUUGUUUGAUAAGUAUGUACCCUACUGUCUGGAGCAGGUCAGAUGCAACCUGAAGACGAUCACACCUAUACCUGAGAUGAGCAUGGUACAGACCCUGUGCUGUCUGCUGGACUGCUUGCUGACUGAUGAAAACACCCCUCCGGACUCUCCCCGUGAGCUCUAUGAGCUCUACUUUGUGUUUGCAUGUGUGUGGGCCUUUGGAGGGGCUCUAUUCCAGGACCAUCUAAUAGACUAUCGUUCAGAGUUCAGUCGUUGGUGGUGUAAGGAGAUGAGAGCUGUGAAGUUUCCCUCUCAGGGAUCAGUGUUUGAUUACUACAUCGACCCCAACACCAAACGGUUCACUCCUUGGAGUGAACGCACACCUCCCUUUGAGCUGGAACCCGACAUCCCUUUGCAGACAGUAUUGGUGCAAUCGGCUGAGACGAUCUGCUUGACAUACUUCAUUGAGUUACUUAUGCAGAAGGGGAAGCCAGUGAUGUUGGUAGGAAAUGCUGGUGUAGGGAAAACUAUCCUGGUCUGGGAUAAUAUUUCUAAACUUAAAGAGGAAUUCAUGGUGGCCAAAGUACCUUUCAAUUACUACACAACCUCAGCCAUGUUACAGCGUGUACUGGAGAAACAUCUGGAGAAGAAGGCAGGGCGAAACUUUGCUCCUUAUGGUACUAAGAAGCUCAUCUACUUUGUGGAUGACCUGAACAUGCCUGAGGUAGAUGCAUAUGGCACUGUUCAGCCUCAUACGCUUAUCAGACAGCACCUGGACUACUCCCACUGGUAUGACCGUCAGAGACUAGUCCUCAAGGAGAUCCAUAACUGUCAGUACAUCACCUGCAUGAACCCAACAGCAGGAAGCUUCUCAGUUAACCCUCGGCUACAGAGGCAUUUUUCAGUGUUUGCUGUACAUUUCCCCAGUGCGGAGGCUCUGGCAACUAUAUACAGCAGUAUUUUGAGUGGUCAUUUCCAGCAGGGUGGCUACAGUUUUGGUGUUAGUCGCUUGGCCAAUACACUGGUCCAGGCUGCCAUUUGCCUCCAUCAGAAAAUGAGCCAGAACUUCCUGCCCACAGCCAUUCGGUUUCACUACAUUUUCAACCUCAGAGACAUAUCUAACAUCUUCCAGGGAAUACUCUUCGCUCUGCCAGAGCAUGUGCGGUACCCUAUAGACCUGGUGCAUCUAUGGCUGCACGAGUCUUCUCGUGUGUAUUCAGACAAACUGAUGGAGGAGAAAGAUGUUGAGCUGUUCAACAAAAUUCUGCUAGACACAGGCAAAAGAUACUUUGAGGGUAUAGAUGAGUCUAUAUUUAUCAACCAGCCAUUGAUCUACUCUCAUUUUGCUCAUGGCAUGGGUGAGCCACGCUAUGCACAAGUGACGGACUUGGAGAAGCUUCAGAAGAGCCUGAUGGAUGCUCUUGAGCACUACAAUGAGCUGCACUCUGACAUGAACCUAGUGCUGUUUGAGGAAGCCAUGCAACACAUUUGUAGGAUAAGUCGUAUUCUUGAGUCUCCUAUGGGUAAUGCCUUGCUGAUUGGAGUAGGUGGUAGUGGGAAACAGAGUCUCUGUCGGUUGGCUGCUUUUCUUAGCAUCUUGGAAGUAUUUCAGAUCACACUGAGAAAGGGUUAUGGCAUCAGCGACCUGAGGAGUGAUAUCGCUGCACUGUACAUAAAGGUGGGAGUGAAGAACAUCGGCACAGUCUUCCUGCACACAGAUGCCCAGAUUCCUGAUGAAAGAUUCCUGGUCCUGAUCAACGACAUGCUAGCAUCAGGGGAUAUACCUGAUCUCUUCAGUGAGGAAGAGGUUGAUAUGAUCGUAACCUCUAUUCGUGUGGAGUUGAGGGCGCUUGGUUUGCUGGACACACGUGAAAGCUGCUGGAACUUCUUCAUUGAUCGUAUACGCAGACAGCUCAAGGUGGUGCUGUGUUUCUCUCCGGUUGGCUUCACUCUUCGUACACGUGCACGGAAGUUUCCGGCUCUUGUGAACUGUACCGCCAUUGACUGGUUCCAUCCUUGGCCCCAGCAUGCACUGCAGUCCGUCAGCAGCACUUUUAUACAAAAUAUCUCUGGCCUGGAGCCAGAGGUGCGAGUGUCCAUCAGUGACUUUAUCUCAUUCGCACACACUAGUGUGAAUGAAGUCAGUGUAAAGUAUCAGCAGAAUGAAAAACGUUUCAACUACACCACGCCCAAAAGCUUCCUGGAGUUCAUGAAACUUUACGGCAACCUGCUGGGGACAAAAAGAAGAGAAUUGAGACAGAAGAUGGAACGUCUGGAGAACGGCUUGCAGAAACUACUGAACACUGCAUCACAGGUGGAGGAUCUGAAGGCUAAACUGGCCACACAGGAAGUAGAGUUGCAGCUAAGAAAUACUGAUACUGAAGCUCUCAUCGCUAAAAUUGGCCAACAGAGUGAAAAACUCAGUCAGGAGAGGAGUGUAGCAGAUGCAGAGGAGCAAAAAGUAGAAGCAAUUCAAGCAGAAGUGACCAAACAGCAGCAGGAGACUGAAGCAGAUUUGUGGAAAGCAGAACCGGCUUUACAGGCAGCUAAUGCAGCACUCAACACACUCAACAGGCUGAAUCUAACAGAGUUGCGGACGUUUCCGAAUCCUCCCGCCAUCGUAUCGAAUGUGUCUGCAGCUGUUCUGGUGCUCCUGGCUCCUGGCGGCCGUAUCCCAAAGGAUCGCAGCUGGAAAGCAUCUAAAGUUGUCAUGAGUAAAGUGGAUGACUUCUUACAGGCGCUGGUUAAUUUUGAUAAAGAGCACAUCCCUGAAGCCACAGUGCGUGUGAUCAAAGACGAGUAUCUGAGUGAUCCUGAGUUUAAUCCAGAGUUUGUCCGUCUGAAAUCCUCUGCAGCGGCCGGUCUCUGUGCCUGGGUCAUUAACAUCAUCCGCUUCCACGAGGUGUUGUGUGAGGUGGAGGUGAAGAGGAUGUGUCUGUCUCAGGCCAACGCUGACUUGGCUGAGGCUGCAGAAAAGUUAGAGGUCAUCAGAAAGAAGCUGACCGAGUUGGAUGGUAGUUUGGACACACUGAAAGCUGCGUUUGAAAAAGCAACCUCGGAGAAACUCCGCUGUCAGGAUGAGGUGAACCACACCAACAACACCAUCAAGCUGGCCAACCGCCUGGUCAAGGGUUUAGAGUCAGAAAAUGUCCGCUGGGUUCACUCUGUGGCUCAGUACCGCGAGCAGGAAUCCACUCUGUGUGGAGACGUUCUCCUCACUGCAGCCUUCAUCUCAUACGCUGGCUCAUUCUCAAAGAGAUACAGAGAGGAGUUACUCCAUAACCUCUGGAUGCCUUACCUGCGCGCCCAGAAGGUGCCCAUCCCUAUGACCGAGGGCUUAGAUCCCAUCUCCAUGUUAACAGAUGGCGCUACCAUUGCGAAGUGGAAUAACGAGGGCUUGCCGGGUGAUAAGAUAUCUACUCAGAAUGCCACUGUACUGACCAACUGUGAGCGCUGGCCGCUGCUCAUUGACCCCCAGCUGCAGGGCAUCAAGUGGCUCAAGAGUCGUUAUGGCAACAGCCUGAAGGUCAUUAACCUCAACCAGAAGGGGUAUGUGGAUGUGAUUGAACAGGCCGUGGUCUCAGGACAGCCUGUAUUGAUUGAGAAUCUGGAGGAGACAAUUGAACCAGUUAUUGAUCCAUUACUGGGCCGACACACCAUCAAGAAGGGCAGAUGUAUUAAAGUGGGGGAUAAGGAAUGUUAUUUCCAUCCCGACUUCCGUCUGAUUCUGCACACUAAGCUGGCAAACCCGCACUAUAAACCUGAGAUCCAGGCCCAGACCACCCUCAUCAACUUUACCGUCACACGGGACGGGCUCGAGGACCAGCUGCUCGCGGAGGUGGUCGACCUGGAGAGACCGGACCUCGAACAUCUCAAGUCUGAACUGACUAAACAACAGAACACGUUUAAAAUCGAGUUAAAGCAGCUCGAGGAUGAGUUACUGACACGUCUCUCCGCGGCUGAGAAUAACUUCCUGGGAGACAACGUUUUGGUCGAGAAACUCGAGAGCACUAAACACACAGCUGCCGAGAUUGAGAUGAAGGUGUUGGAGGCGAAGGUUAAUGAGGUGAAGAUUAAUGAGGCUCGUGAACACUACCGGGCCGUGGCUGUCAGAGCAUCCCUGCUCUACUUCAUCAUCAAUGACCUUAACAAGAUCAACCCCAUGUACCAGUUCUCCCUCAAGGCAUUUAACGUUGUGUUCCACAAGGCAGUGCAGAACGCAGAUGCCUCUUCAGAUGUAAAGACCCGUGUAAACACACUGAUAGAUUGUAUCACCUUCUCUACGUUUAAUUACAUCAACAGAGGCUUGUUUGAGAGAGACAAGCUCACCUUCGCAGCACAGCUUACAUUUCAGUUGUUGUUAAUGAGAAAAGAGGUGGAUCCUCGGGAGCUCGACUUUCUGCUGCGCUUCAACAUCGACCAUAGUUUUGCCAGCCCAGUCGACUUCCUUUCCAACACCGCCUGGAGUGCUGUUAAAACAAUGAGCUUCACCGAUGAGUUUCGUGGUCUGGACCGGGACAUCGAGGGCUCACCCAAACGCUGGAAGAAAGUGGUGGAGUCAGAGUGUCCAGAGAAAGAGAAACUCCCUCAGGAAUGGAAAAGCAAGAGUUCGCUCCAGAAACUCAUCCUUAUGAGGGCUCUCCGACCCGACCGGAUGACGUACGCUGUCCGGAACUUUGUGGAAGAGAAACUAGGUGUGCAGUACACCGAGAGCAGGAAGAUGGAGUUUGCACGUUCAUUCAAAGAGUGCGGUCCCGCUUCCCCUGUAUUCUUCAUCCUGUCCCCUGGAGUGGACCCCCUAAAAGAUGUCGAGUCCCUGGGCAAGAAGCUGGGUUUCACAAUAGACCUGGGGAAGCUCCAUAAUGUGUCUCUGGGCCAGGGCCAGGAAUCUGUGGCUGAACUUGCCAUGGAAAAGGCCUCUAGAGAGGGCCACUGGGUCAUUCUACAGAACAUUCACCUGGUGGCAAAGUGGCUGGGAAGUCUUGAGAAGCUUCUCGAAUGUUGCUGUGAGAACAGUCACCAAGACUACAGAGUGUUCAUGAGUGCAGAACCCUCUCCCACUCCACAGGAACACAUCAUUCCACAGGGAAUUCUGGAAAAUUCCAUCAAAAUCACUAACGAGCCACCCACAGGCAUGCUGGCCAACCUACAUGCUGCUCUGGACAACUUUGAUCAGGACAUUCUGGACCAGUGUUCCCGUGAGCAGGAGUUUAAGACCAUCCUGUUCUCGCUGUGUUAUUUUCACGCUUGUGUGGCUGAAAGGAGGAAAUUUGGGCCACAGGGCUGGAACAGGAAGUACCCUUUUAACACAGGGGAUCUCACCAUAUCAGUGAAUGUGCUCUACAACUACCUAGAAGCCAACUCACAGGUACCAUGGGAAGACCUUCGGUACCUGUUUGGUGAGAUCAUGUAUGGAGGUCACAUUACUGAUGACUGGGACAGGAGACUGUGCAGAACUUACCUGGAAGAAUACAUGCAACCUAAUCAGUUUGACAGGAAGUUGUCACUGGCCCCAGGAUUGGUUGUGCCUUCUAACUUGGAUUACCAAGGCUAUCAUGCGUACAUAGAUGAGAUGCUUCCCCACGAAAGCCCAGUGCAUUAUGGGCUUCAUCCAAACGCUGAGAUUGAGUUUCUUACAGUGACGUCAGACGGCCUCUUCCACACUCUUCUGGAGCUGCAGUACAGAGACUCCACCAUGGGUGAAGGAGCCUCACAGACCACCGAAGAGAAGGUGAAGACAAUCUUGGAUGACAUCCUGGAGAAGCUACCAGAAGAGUACAACAUGUCUGACAUCACGUCCAAAACAGCCGAGCGCUCGCCCUACAUUCUGGUGUGUUUCCAGGAGUGUGAGCGUAUGAACACGCUCCUCAAUGAAAUCAGACGCUCGCUCAAAGAGCUGGACCUGGGGCUGAAGGGAGAGCUGGCAAUUUCAUCCGAGAUGGAGCAGAUACAGACAGCUCUGUUUUUUGAUAAUGUUCCUGAUACCUGGACCAGACUGGCCUACCCCUCUAUAUACAGCCUCGGACAGUGGUACAAUGACGUGUUACUGCGCUGUAGAGAGUUAGACAGUUGGACUCAUGAUCUCUCUCUGCCUAGUGUGGUCUGGAUCUCUGGUUUAUUUAACCCUCAGUCGUUUCUAACAGCUGUGAUGCAGAGUUUGGCACGCAAGAACGAAUGGCCGCUGGACAAGAUGAAUUUGACGGUGGAUGUGACCAAGAAGUUCAAAGAGGAGUUUAACCAGCCGGCCAGAGAGGGAGCCUACAUCUAUGGCCUUUACAUGGAGGGUGCACGCUGGGAUAUUCAGGGUGGGACAAUCGCAGAAGCACGCCUGAAAGAACUGACUCCCAGCAUGCCUGUUAUAGCUGUUCGAGCCAUCCCGAACGACCGCCAGGAGACGCGCAAUACCUACGAAUGCCCCGUCUAUAAAACCAAACUACGUGCCAACACGUAUAUCUGGACCUUCAGCCUUAAGACCAGAGAGAGGCCAGCAAAAUGGGUUCUUGCAGGGGUCGCUCUGCUGCUUAGUGUGUGAUGCUGGGAAACACAGGAAAGGACAUUCAUUUAUUUUAACAAGAAAAGCUUCUUGUAGGUAAAAACGUCACCUGGUCUUUCUUACUCUACAGUGUGCAUUAGUUGGACAAACUUUAAACUGGUUUUAGCCUGAUUUGAGCUAUAAAAGCAAAAUAUAUUAUAUUGUUGUCAUUUCAGUGGUGAUUUACA
Molecule: messenger RNA, 13418 nt
Organism: Rhinichthys klamathensis goyatoka
Lineage: Eukaryota; Metazoa; Chordata; Actinopteri; Cypriniformes; Leuciscidae
Gene: dnah9l
Product: dynein, axonemal, heavy polypeptide 9 like
Exons: 83
Coding region: 151-13230 (4359 amino acids)
Biological process (GO): microtubule-based movement
Cellular component (GO): dynein complex
Molecular function (GO): ATP hydrolysis activity; ATP binding; dynein intermediate chain binding
Source: RefSeq, a predicted model, not a curated record